Messenger RNA from Diorhabda carinulata, 1523 nucleotides. It is a transcript of the gene Caf1-55, whose product is annotated as histone-binding protein RBBP4. Bases 138 to 1424 code for a protein of 428 amino acids. The record is from RefSeq and is a predicted model, not a curated record. Gene Ontology annotation, molecular function: histone binding. NCBI's taxonomy places the organism in Eukaryota, Metazoa, Arthropoda, Insecta, Coleoptera, Chrysomelidae. Gene Ontology annotation, cellular component: nucleus; ESC/E(Z) complex; NuRD complex. Gene Ontology annotation, biological process: regulation of gene expression. The transcript has 2 exons.
UUUUUACUUGAUACCCGUAAUGUUACCAACUUUAAUAAGUACCGGCAGUAACAACUAUCAAGUCUUUAGAGCGUGUCUUGUAAUUUUUUUUAUUAAAAGCGUUAGAAGUUGUUAAAAAUAACGGCAGAAGGCUCAAAAUGGGCGAUAAAGGUGAUGCAGAAACAUUCGACGAUGCAGUAGAAGAAAGAGUGAUAAAUGAAGAGUACAAAAUUUGGAAAAAAAACACACCCUUUCUUUACGAUUUGGUAAUGACCCAUGCCCUAGAAUGGCCUUCUCUUACUGCUCAAUGGUUACCAGACGUUACUAGACCCGAAGGAAAGGAUCAUUCAAUACACAGACUUAUUCUCGGUACACACACUUCAGAUGAACAAAACCACCUCUUAAUAGCCAGUGUACAAUUACCGAAUGAAGAUGCUCAAUUCGAUGCUUCUCAUUACGAUAAUGAAAAAGGAGAGUUUGGAGGAUUCGGAUCAGUUUCUGGUAAAAUUGAAAUAGAAAUUAAAAUAAAUCACGAAGGAGAAGUAAAUAGAGCUCGUUAUAUGCCUCAAAAUCCGUGUGUUAUAGCUACAAAAACGCCAUCCAGUGAUGUACUCGUUUUCGAUUAUACAAAACAUCCCAGUAAACCGGAUCCGAGUGGGGAAUGUCACCCAGAUUUAAGAUUACGUGGACACCAAAAAGAAGGUUAUGGUUUAUCGUGGAAUCCGAAUCUAAAUGGUUAUUUAUUAUCAGCCAGUGAUGAUCAUACUAUUUGCUUAUGGGAUAUAAACGCCACUCCUAAAGAAAAUCGUAUUAUAGAUGCCAAAACGGUUUUUACAGGACAUACAGCUGUCGUGGAAGACGUAGCUUGGCAUUUAUUGCAUGAAAGCCUAUUCGGUUCUGUAGCGGAUGAUCAGAAGUUGAUGAUAUGGGAUACAAGGUGUAAUAAUACUAGUAAACCGUCCCACACCGUCGACGCCCAUACCGCCGAAGUAAAUUGCUUAAGUUUCAAUCCUUACUCGGAGUUUAUUCUAGCUACCGGUAGCGCGGAUAAGACUGUAGCUCUGUGGGAUUUGAGAAACCUCAAACUUAAAUUACACAGUUUCGAAUCUCACAAAGAUGAAAUAUUCCAAGUGCAGUGGUCUCCUCAUAACGAAACAAUUUUAGCUUCUUCUGGAACGGAUAGGAGACUCCAUGUAUGGGAUCUGAGUAAAAUAGGAGAGGAACAAAGCCCCGAGGAUGCAGAAGACGGUCCUCCAGAAUUGUUAUUCAUCCACGGGGGACAUACAGCGAAAAUAUCGGAUUUUAGUUGGAACCCUAAUGAACCAUGGGUGAUUUGCUCGGUUUCUGAGGAUAAUAUAAUGCAAGUGUGGCAAAUGGCUGAAAAUAUUUACAAUGAUGAAGAACCUGAACAACAAGCUUCUGAUAUUGAAGCUACCGCUAGUUAAGUGGUUAAAAGUGGACUUUUUUUUUCUUCUAUUACAUCUUUUUUUUUAGGAGUUUGUAUGGUAAAGUUUAAUCUUUUAAUAAAUUUCGAUUAGAUUUGA